GUCGGCAGGGAGUGGUGCCGAUUACAGAAUUUGGAGCCUGCCAUUGUGCGAAAGGCUUUCUGUCUGAAAUACAACAGCCAGGAACACGAGGAACCCAUAUGCGGAACAAACAGCUACACCCUCAUAGAUCCGAUGCCAUGCAUUUCGGCCGCAAAUUAUCAGGAAGUGAAGGAGUCCAAAGACGCCGUGGAGAAACUAGAGCCGAGUAACAAUAGCGGUGACGCUAUACAUGCUGUCGGUGAGGCAGUACGCACCAAUAGCGUUGAACCAAUCAGCGUCCUGAAUGGGGAAAUUGGCUAG
Molecule: messenger RNA, 300 nt
Organism: Dibothriocephalus latus
Lineage: Eukaryota; Metazoa; Platyhelminthes; Cestoda; Diphyllobothriidea; Diphyllobothriidae
Source: the annotation of a GenBank genome assembly